Molecule: messenger RNA, 1760 nt
Organism: Tetranychus urticae (two-spotted spider mite)
Lineage: Eukaryota; Metazoa; Arthropoda; Arachnida; Trombidiformes; Tetranychidae
Gene: sra
Product: RRM_RCAN_like domain containing protein Sra
Biological process (GO): calcium-mediated signaling
Cellular component (GO): cytoplasm; nucleus
Molecular function (GO): nucleic acid binding; calcium-dependent protein serine/threonine phosphatase regulator activity
Source: RefSeq, a predicted model, not a curated record
AUGAAUGAAUUUAUGUAAUUAGCGUAAAGCUGUUGAACAAAAUUACAAAAUUUGUGGUUAAUUAAAAUUUAAAAUAAGCCUAGAAGUGAUGAAAGUAAAUAAUCUAUCUUUUCCUUCUCAACUGACCUUGCGUUGAUCAGGCUUCAUCAAGUUUCUAUUGCUCAUCAUUUUACUUUUAUUUGUCUCUCUCUUUGAUCAUUUGAUAACAAUUUAAAUGAUCAUCUAUUAUCUAUAAUUAUUUUAUUAUUGUGUUCACGAAAAUUAAGAAUUGAUUACAUUGUAAAAUAUCUUGAUUUAACAGCGUUUCGUUUGAAAAACACCAGUCAACAAUCUGUGAAACAGUGAUUGUGUUUUUAGAUAAAGCUAUUUUUUCACCAUGGGACAGGAUUACAUGGAUGUAGUUGAUGGUAAUUGUAGUUUAGAUGAUGUGGCUUCAGAUGAUUUACCGAACGCUUUAAUUGUCACAAGUCUGGACAUCAGUAUAUUUAAUUCAACCGAAGACAAGGAACAAUUUGAAGCUAUAUUCAAGGAAAUAGAUGAUUCAGUAACAUUUCAAUACUUCAAAAGCUUUAAACGAGCCAGAGUAAAUUUUUCAAGUCCAUUAACAGCUGCUAAAGCAAGGAUCGAGUGUCAUCAACGAAAAUUUGGUAACUCUGUGAUCAACUGUUACUUCGCUCAAAUAAUUGAGACAAGUGAAAACACAUCGAGUUACAAUCGUCUACAACCUCCAGCACCAAGUCGUCAAUUCUUAAUAUCUCCACCUGCAUCGCCUCCAGUUGGCUGGGAACCUCGAGAAGAAGCGGAACCACUCAUCAAUUACGAUUUAAUAACCGCAAUAACUAAUUUAACACCUGGAGAGAUACAUGAGAUUCACCCACCCAGUAGAGAGUUACCCUCUAUUGUGGUCCAUGUUUGUGCAGAUACAGAUGAGGGUAACUUGUCAAAUGAAGGCUCACCAGGAAAACCAAGAAUGAGAAUCCAACAAACUCGACGGCCACCGGCUAGAUCAUCAUCUGAAGGAUCUGAAGAUUCAUGUGACUCCUUGUCAUUGACCCAGUGAUCUUGGCUAACUUUGUCUCAAAAGAAGAAACCAAUUUAAAUGUGAAAGGGUAUCAUUUGGUAAUGUUUGGAAUUGAGAAGACUCUUGAUGUUUUGAAAGUUUCCUCUUUGUGAUUCCAUUGACAUUUACACUCACAAAAAAUAUCCACAUGAUAACGACCAUUCAAUGUAAACCACAAUUUAUCGUGAUUAGUACGUAUUAUACAUAUAAAUCUUCGUAAAUAGUCGUUAUUAACGAUAGAGAAUGGACAUUCUGUCUUCACCUUUCUCUGUAUAAAACUCGUUUCCCGAUUUUUGUUUAAUUUUAUUGCAUCUAUCGUUGUCCUGUUCAUUCUAUUAGAAUUUCUAAACAUGUGCUUUUCUAGCAAGCUUGCUGAAUUCCAUUCUGAAAAGUCAAAGUCAAAUGAAAACCUUUGUGAACUUGUCGCAAAAAUACAAUGUCCUAAUAGAAAUAGACCAAACAAAUCUAAUACAGAGCUCACUUCUUGUAUCCAUUUUCAGCUAUUAUACCCAGCUUUAAUAAAUGGUAAUACCUCUCUGAUAGUACUUAAGUAAAACCAUAAAGAUGUUAUCAAACACUUUUUAUUGUAAAUUUGAAGAUAUAAACGUCGUUAUGAAUUAAUUUGUUAUUGUAAGACUAAUUGUCAAUCACUGUGUACUUGUUUAAUUUGAAUCUGCAAUAUUAAAUUAUAGAUGAAAAA